Messenger RNA from Gastrolobium bilobum, 1849 nucleotides. RefSeq lists its product as uncharacterized. The transcript has 14 exons. Gene Ontology annotation, molecular function: syntaxin binding. Bases 193 to 1506 code for a protein of 437 amino acids. Lineage: Eukaryota; Viridiplantae; Streptophyta; Magnoliopsida; Fabales; Fabaceae. The record is from RefSeq and is a predicted model, not a curated record.
ACAAAGAAGAAACAAGUAAAGAAGGUUGGUGUGAGAGGGAAUCAUCUGAGUCUGGGUGCUCAAGUUCCACUACCACACUCACUGUUGGAUCUUCUUCUCUUCUUCCCUCUUCAGCUCUCCUAACUACACAUUUCUGAAUCCAUUGUUCUCAGUUCUAUUUUCUGCCUCUUGGAUGUUUGAGGUGUAGGCAAAAUGCAGAAUCCAGGUGCAAAUCAGCUUCCUGAAGUUGAUUCAUUGCCAGAUGGUUUUGUUGAGAGCACUACAGAGCCUCUUGCUCCUGCAACACCGAUUCCUGAACAAGAGAAGCCCCUGAAUAGUUACAAGGAGGAUGGUUCCUUUGGCUACAGUCAUUCUAAUGAAUUAUCAAAUGAGUUGGGAGGAAAAGGGUUUCAAAACAAUCAUGAUUGCUCAGUGGAGGCUCCGUUUAAUAGCUGUAUGCAGCAGACAGAAGGUACACAGAUUACGCCUCCUCUAGCUAGUUCUGUUUCUGAGUCUCCACUAUCUAGCUGCUGUAAGUUAAAAGAGCAACAACAAGGAGAAUUUCAAAGUUCAGAAGAUAGAUCAACUGUUGAACCUUUGGAGAAUAAAGCACUGCCUCUAAAGGAUGCUUGUUCACCAGAGAUUGUCGAUUCUUCAAAAAACAGAAAACCAGAAACUGGUGAAAAGCGUAAGAGUGCAAAGCGUACACUUAAAUCAGAAAAGGAGCUUUUAGAAUUUACUCUGAAAUAUCAACAAGUGUUGGCAGAAAGAGAUGCAGCUCUUGCUGUCAGAGAUAAGCUUGAGUCACUGUGUAGGGAGUUGCAACGUCAAAAUAAAAUGCUGAUGGAAGAAUGCAAACGUGUAUCAACUGAGGGACAAAACUUGAGGCUGGACUUGUCAGCCAAGUUUCAAGAUGCAAUCAAGGAUGUGAGCAUUAGGCUUGAAGAACGAAAGGAUGACUGUCUUUCUCAGCUAAAGGAGAAUGACAUGUUAAGAAACAAGCUAAAGCAGCUUGCUGAUCAAUAUGAACUAUCUGAGCAGCAAUAUGCCCAGAAGUUGAAGCAAAAGUCAUUGGAACUACAGCUUGCUGAUUUAAAAAUAAAGCAACAUGAGGAAAAAUUGAUUCAGGAACAGUCACAGAUAAAAUUAUAUGCAGAACAAGUAUCUCAAUUAUUAGCAACUGAGAAGAAUUUACGUUUGCAGCUGACAACUGAUGGAGAAAAAUUCCAACAGUUUCAGGAAGCAUUAUCAAAGAGCAAUGAUGUUUUUGAAACAUUUAAACAAGAGAUUGAGAAGAUGGCAAAAUCAAUCAAGGAACUCAAGAAGGAGAAUCAAUUCUUGAAGAGUAAAUCUGAGAAGUCUGAUGUUACACUUAUAGAGUUAGUUGAUGAGCGUGAGCGCUUGAAGAAACAGCUGGAGAAAACGAAAAAUCAGAAAGAAAAACUGGAGUCAUUAUGCAGGUCACUUCAGGCAGAAAGGAAGCAAAUUUCCUCUGAGAACAAGAGCAAUAACCCGGUUGCAACAUGAAGAAGAGCUGGUUCCAAGCAUUUUUAGAAAAUAACUUUUGGAAGGAAAUGUAACUUUCUAUUACAUGGUUUAUAUCUGGCAUAGUGGCAUGGCUUGGUUUGUCAGGGUACUUGCAUGCAAUUGCAUAAUUUGUGAUUCUUUUGCUAUAUUAAUAUCUUUUAUCCAUUUCAACAUUUUAACAGGGUAGAACAUCUAUUUUACUGACCUUGGCUUUCUUGCUUUUAUAGUGCAGUUUCUCUCAAGGUUCGUAAGGAGGCUUAAGCACUUUGGGCAUUUUCUACCCUUGUAUGUGUUUGCAGGGUGGUUGUUCUGGCUUACUAAUGAUACGAAAUUUCAAAACAAA